AGACAGACCCACUUUAUCUACAAUACUUUGCAAAAUUUGGAUUUCCAUCAUCCUACUUCUUCUUCCCCCCACAUUUACUUUUAAUUAGUUUUUCCUCCCUGAACCACAUGGUGGCAUCAGAGCCCUUUAACUGCCAAACCCACAUUCCUGUAACUUGGGGAGGGGGGGGUAAUGUGCAUCAUUUUUUGCGCAUUACUUAUUCUCGAGUUCUUGGCCAUCCCAGCCUUCUCCUCCCUUCCUGGAUAAUUUAUGUUAAUAUAUUCUUCUCCCUGCAUGCCUCUUGACAGCCAGCUUCUUUUCAUGCAAGAGAACUCUUCAGAUAUUCUUUGGGACCCCAGAAGUGGGGGGAGGGGAAAAUCAGGAUUUCUACAAACAACAACCAAGAGGGAUUUUCCAUCUGAAAGUGACAUUGGUAUGUGGAUAUUUGUGUCCCAGUCUGCCCUCGUCUACAACAUAUUUUGUGCUGGCUGAUUGCCUCUUCCCACAGCCUUUCCGAAAAUAAAGUGACGUAUUUUAUUCAAAGGCUGAAGAAGCUCAGUGAUUCCCCACCUAGAAGGACUCCUUUCUGCUCAGAUUUUCUUGAAUCCUGUGCCAAAGUGAAGUCUGUGUUCUUUCACCUGAAGCUUGGAGAAAGCAAGUUUAGAACUGGAGGAACAUCGAAGGACUAUCAACUUCUGCAAAAGAGAUUCUCUCUCCAGGAAAUCAACUGAACUAAGUUCUGGACCUCCUAUACCAGCUUACCAAAAGUUCAUUGACUGGAGAUCUGUUGAUCCAUUUGAUACUGCAUUCCUAAAGGAUUAAAGAAUCCAUAAACAUACUGGAUACUCUUUAUUAGCUAAGAUUUUUAGCUGAUUCAAGUCCCUGGAUCUGAUUGUUGGGCCUUGCCCAUUGCUGACAUUCUAGAUCUAGUUCUCUUUAAGAUCUAUGGUUCUCUCUGUCAAGGCUUUUAUUCUCUUUAGUUGUAGCCUCACCUGUGAUUAGAGUUUAUUUCCCAGGUAGUGGACAGAGUGCUAUUUUCACAGGGCAGUCAAUAUGUUCAGCUGGAUGAAAAAGAACGAGAAGAAAACACCAGAAGUGAUCCGCACAGUUACUGAGGGCCUGAAAGACCUCUACAAGAGGAAGCUCCUUCCAGUGGAGGAAUUUUAUCGGUUCCAUGAUUUUCACUCACCAGCUCUGGAGGAUGCCGACUUUGACAACAAGCCCAUGGUACUGGUGGUGGGCCAGUACUCAACUGGGAAAACUACCUUCAUUAAAUACUUGCUGGAGCAAGAUAUCCCUGGAAGCCGCAUUGGACCUGAACCCACCACAGACUCUUUCAUUGCUGUCAUGCAUGGUGAAACGGAGGGGAUCAUACCAGGCAAUGCUCUUAUUGUGGACCCCAAAAAACCCUUCCGAAAACUCAAUCCUUUUGGAAACACUUUUCUCAACCGGUUUAUGUGUGCUCACUUGCCCAACCAGGUUCUUGAGAGCAUCAGCCUUAUAGACACUCCAGGAAUCCUGUCAGGUGCUAAGCAGCGUGUGAGCCGAGGCUAUGACUUCCCAGCAGUGCUUCAAUGGUUUGCUGAGCGCGUGGACCUCAUCAUCCUUCUUUUUGAUGCUCACAAGCUGGAGAUCUCAGAUGAGUUCUCAGAGGCCAUCCGGGCCCUCAAGGGCAACGAGGACAAGAUCCGGGUGGUCCUGAACAAGGCCGACAUGGUGGAGACACAGCAGCUGAUGCGGGUCUACGGCGCCCUGAUGUGGUCGCUGGGCAAAGUGUUCAACACGCCCGAGGUGCUGCGUGUCUACAUCGGGUCCUUCUGGUCGGAGCCACUGAUGAUCUCUGACAACCGACGGCUCUUUGAGCUUGAGGAGCAGGACUUGUUCACGGACAUCCAGAACCUGCCCCGAAAUUCUGCCCUGAGGAAGCUUAAUGAUCUGGUCAAGAGAGCCCGUUUGGUCAGGGUCCACGUCCACAUCAUUAGCCACCUAAAGAGGGAGAUGCCCUCUGUCUUUGGCAAGGAGAACAAGAAGAAACAGCUCAUCAACAAGCUGCCUGUCAUCUUUGCCAAGAUCCAGCUGGAGCACCAUAUUUCACCUGGCGAUUUCCCUGAUUGCAACAAGAUGCAGGAGUUGUUGAUGGUGCAUGACUUCACCAAAUUCCAUGGGCUGAAGCCCCGCAUGGUGGAGGCAUUGGAUGAGUUGCUAACACUAGACAUUGCCAAGUUGAUGCCCCUUUUGCGCCAGGAGGAGGUUGAAGUCCCAGAGCAAAUUGUCCAAGGUGGAGCCUUUGAUGGCACUCGCAAUGGUCCCUUUGUUGAGGGAGCAACCGAAGGGGCCUAUGAGGGUAUGGAUGAUGAUGAGUGGGUUGUGACCAAGGACAAGCCCAAGUAUGAUGAGAUUUUCUACAACCUCUCCCCAAUGGAUGGCAAGCUAAGUGGCACCAAGGCCAAGAAUUGGAUGGUCACCACCAAGCUGCCCAACUCAGUUCUCGGGAAGAUUUGGAAGUUGAGCGACGUUGACCGGGAUGGCAUGCUGGAUGAUGAGGAGUUUGCUCUGGCCAGCCACCUCAUUGAGGUCAAACUCGAGGGCCAUGGUCUGCCCUCUGACCUGCCCCGCCAUCUUGUUCCACCUUCCAAGCGUCGGCAGAAGGGCUCAGCUGAGUAAGCAGCUUCCUGAGUUUGUCCCCUUCUUAACACCAGGCUUGAACUGCUUCAGUAGGUGCUGGUUCUUCUCCAAUUUUCCUUGAAGCAAACUUUCAGGCUUGAAUUCCUUAUGAAGGCCUCAAUUUUACACAGCAGCCAUUUGGAAAACUGCUUUCUGCUCUACUCUUCAAACCAGGCUUCCAGCUCGAACUUCUCUGUCCCUUCCAGACUUUAAAUGACUCCUGUCCGCCUCAAAAAGCCUAAUUUCUUCAUGCAGAAUUAAGUCUGUUGAUCUCACAGUGUAGCUUUUUGUGUCCCUCUAACUGCCUAUGAUCCUAAAUAUCUAUAAUAUUAGACUUCUCACAAGGUCUUUUUUCUCAGAAACCAAACUCAGCUUCAUUUGCUUCAUGAACUACCCGAGUAAGAAUACUACUUCCUCCAUGCCUAGUUCCAAUGUUCCUUUGGGCCGCAGUCUGGCCCACAUCAGACCCACCUUAGGUUUUACUUCUCUUUAAUAAUUCACGGCCAGAUCUGCUAUCAACUUAGGCUCCAAAUGGCCUUGAUCUUCUAGCUUUCUUUAUCUCUGGUCUCACUAGAAAUGGUAAACAUCUUUUCUCUGUUCCACCUUGCCGUUGGCCACCUUUUGUCUAAAAACAUCUUAGUUGAUUGCUUCUCCUACAAUAAUCAGUUUUUGAUGGACUCUCUUCAGUCAAGUGAAGGAAGAAGGACAAAGGGAGACCAGAGAUAAAUGGCUGGAAGCUGUUCAUGGGUUGUUCGGAGCCACAAACAAAGCUGAUCACAGAAGCCUUUAUUGUGGUUGAGAAACAGACAUUCUUAAUCCAGUCUGUCCUUCACCCUGAAUCAGACAGGGGUGGAAGAAAUUUGUACUGCCUCCCCCCACAGUUCCCGUUAAUUAGAGGAGGUGAGGUAGGAUACAUGGUAAAAUCCCAACCUGACAUUCCCUAGGUUCAGAUCCCAUUGUGGUUUUCUAUUUGAUGUACCUAACCAGGCCUGUGGAUGAUUUUUUUCUGCCAUUCUUAAGCUAAUGUUAUUCCCCAUAUGGGUAAAGACUUGGGCAUUUGGGGAUAGCAAGGGCAAAUAACAGUCAUUAAAAAUGAUAAAGUGAUAAGAAACCCCUAAUUUCAAGAGACACUCAUAGAGCAGCAGAACCCACCAAUAAUGCCAAGCUGACAGUAAGGGCAGGAGUGGCUGGCAAGCAUGGGAAGUGACUCUGUGCUCCCGACAUCCUGACAACAGAUUUAGACCUGCUCCCUCCAGAUGGUUGAAUGACUUCAAGAAUUCCCAGCUCUGCUGGCUGGAAAUUCUAAGAUUUGUUGCCCAGCCUAACUGGAAGGCACCAAAUGGAGGAAGGUUGAGGGUGGGCCGGGGGUGUAGCACAGGUGGGGAUGGAAUGAGUUGCUCCUCCUUAAAGCAGAAGGUGUUCCAUAUUCUCCACUCCUCCUUCUGGGGUGGAAUUGGCAGAACAGAGUACCUGUAGAAGCCCUUUCCCAGAGCAAGAACAGCGGUGGUGAGAAGGCUGUAUUGUACACAAGAGGAUACUGCUGAAGCUCAAAGAUACUGAGACUGAACCGGGACCAGUCCUAGUAUUGGGCAAAGUGAUGAAACAAUCUCACAUCAGAUUUGUGAGUACCAUGGAGGGCAUCCACUUUCAAGGAGGCCUACAGAAUGGGUUGUUGGUGAACUUUCCUCCAAAUUCUUUUCUGCCUAUCACUGCAGCAGCUAGCUUGUACAACCAUGUGGCUUCCUUCCCCAACCCUAAAAUACUGCUGUGCCCCAGCAUUCAUGGGGUGGGACAGUAGAGACUUAUUCUGGAGAUCAAGUGAUCUUUUCCCUUUUUUCCUGGUAAGUGGCCAAGGAGAAGACAUGGCCCUUGUAGUCCAGGAGGAUCCAUCUAGUUGCAGGGGAUAAGCUAAUUGCUGUGGCUGAGCAAGUUGAAGAAGGGUCAGUGUCCAAAAUCAGUAGCUUUCAAACGGAAAGAAAGGCAGCAGAAAAUGAGAGGAAGCGGGGCGGGAAAAAAAUGAGAACCAUCUGCUUUGUUGGAAGGAAUAGCAGGAAAGGCAUGUUUCCCAAGAAUUUGGUACCGGGUUCUCUAUCCAGUGAGGAAACCAUAAUGUGAAAUCUGAACUUCACUUGUAGGAUAUAUCAGUAUUAGAGAGAUUCUGACAUUUCCCAGUAUUGGCUAGAAGCCAAUAUUUCAGGCUAGGAAGAUUUCAAGCUCCAUGUCACAAGAGAACAGCUGCCUCUCAACUACAUUCCAGGGGAUGUAUAUACAAAUAAUGUGUAGACCUUUUUUUUUUAAUGCCCUAGCAACAGGAAGCUUGAGUAGCCCAAAGCUGCAUAGCCAAAACCAAAACCUUGUGCUGCAUUUGCAUUCAUGCUAUUGAUCUCAAAUCAAGUUGGACUUUAAGUCCAAAGGCCAGUGGCUUUUAACACUCAAACCCUACCCCAUGGCAACCUGUCUUGCAAGAGUGAUGUUUUACAGCUGUCUUGCCAAUCAGGACAAGCAUGAAUCCCUUCUGGAGGAUCACAGGGUCUGGAAAGAUGCUAUCCUUUGGUGCUUGACCAACUGGAGAGCUCCAUUUGGUGUUGAGGAUAACUCUCUCCAUCUUGACCUCCUAUAUCCCUCUGCAGACGGGUGAAUAUCUUGCCCUGGGUGCUACCAAGAUGCUUCUUCAGAUCUGAGUGAGGACUGUACCAGACUAGGAUACCUACCCUAGUUUAAUACCAGAAUUACUAUUCUGGCUUCAUCCAAAGAACCCUGGGAAUUCUCUCUGCAAAGGAAGCCUCAAGCACAAAUGUGUCCAAUAGUGAAAAACUGGAGAGCUAUUGAACUAAAUAAGAAGCUGGUGUCUCUUUCUCAGGUUGGUAGCAACGCCCCGUGAUUCCUUGGAGGACUGUGAAACAAGACAGUGCAUUUUGAGGAAUCCCAUCUGUGAAUAUGCCAUGUGGCUGACAGAAUAACCUUAAACAGUGGAUGGCUGAUCUUUCAAUGUUAGGCUCCUGAAAUAACAAGGGAUUUUUAAUGGCCACUGGCUUUAUCCAGGUCUUUUCAAUAAUGGAAUAGAAGGCUUUAAAAAAAUAUUUUAAAAGUCUUCUAUACCAUUAUUAAAGACUCAACUCUGGUAUUGAAAGGUUGACCAUCCAGAUUUGUGGGCCCAUUCAAAUUAUUGGCUGAGCCACUGGGAUAGAACACAAUGUGUACGAUUAACCUGUUAAGAGUUAGAAUUGAAUAGAGAGAAAUAUUAACAAUCACAUCAUUUCUAUAAAAAAAAAAAAGGCUAAGGAAAAAAUCCACAUGUAUCUAGUGGCUAUAGGAUGUUGGAACAAGGUUUAGAGGAAGUCUCAAUUUCAGAUAUUGGUUCAAAGUGCCAAGUCAAAUCUUCAGCAUCCAAAUUUUUGUUACAUAUAUUUGUAUGCCUUUUCUUCAUCUUGCAUAGCUUUUUAGCUGUUUUUAUCAGGGGGGUAAAAAAGUAAAGAGGAAUGCUGGAAGUGAAAAACUUAAGGUUUCCAACCAUUUCUCUCAAAUCUUGAGAUCUAGCCACUUGCUUUAAAAGAACUGAAAAUCAGAUACUCAUGCAACUUGCAAGCUUAGUGUUGAUAGAGCACACACAGUAUCCAGUCCACAUUUGCUUUGUUAGCAAAUUUCCAGUACAAGGUUUGGUUCAGCUUCCAGCUGCCAUGAAGAUGAGUGUAUGAACAAUAGGUCAGGACCGCAUCCAAACCUGUUUUAUUCCACCCAUACCUGUUUUGUUUAAUUUCUUUUCGCUGUAGUUAAAUCUCACAUUUGAUCUGCUUCCUUUCCACCAUUCACCCUUCAAUUUUAUAAUGUAUUGCUACAGCAAAAAUGGCAUGCAUAUUAUUAUUUUUUCACACAUUGUAACACAAUUUUGUUGUAAUCUACCUAUCUUGCUUGGAAGUUGCCUUAGGGAUGACUUGAGGCUGUUUGGGAGAGUUUUUGGACCUUUGAGCAGAACUAAAGAACAAGGAAUAAAAAUGGAGCCUGUGUGGGGUUUUCAGGGUUGAGGCAUCUCUUGAGUUUCUUUAUUCCUGUAAACUCCCUUAAUCCACUGCACAGGCCGAGGUCCUAUAACCAGAGCUCAUUCCUAUUUUCUGCACCACCAGGUAAAAUUCAGACUCUUGCAGCCAAGAUCCCCAAGUACGCAACCAGAACAAUGAUGCAAAUUAUCUAUUCAAAACAUGAAUAUUCUUUUUUGUUUAUUUAGCUUUCCUGGGUCCUUCUGCUCCCAAAAGAUGCCCAGAGUUCCUAUUCUUGCAAACAGCAUCUCUCUCGCUUCUGAAGAGGUGGGGGCGAGAUCUGCACCCCCUUCUUUUGCACUGAGCUGCCCCAUUACUUGGGAUGCUGAGGGAGGAGGGCGCAGCUCCCCUCCAGAUGCUGAGAAAGCUUCAUUCCAGUUGGUGGGGCAGGAAUGGGGAGAGUCAAGGAAUCUGGCUUAACCACCUUUGGCUGAGAGUCCAGUUGCUUGUCUGCUGGAGCUCAGGAGUGCAGUCUGGGCCUUGUGAGCUGUUCCUUUGGCAUGGCUCUGCUAUUGUAACAAUAUUUCAGUUGGAAUAAAACUUGUAUUUACCAAUCUGAACCAUGCCUGGCUGUUCACAGUAUAUUAGUAUGUGCAGAGGUGCGUGGCUGCCUUCACAGAAACUGAAACUGACUACUGUAAUUUACCCAUUUUCUGAGAGUAUGCAAUACAACGUACCACAAACUUAAGAACCUGGCUAGGUUGAGACAACAUGUUCAGCUACAAGGCCCCCAACCCAGGUUAACGCUAUUAAGGGCUAUUUCAGAAAGCCUUUGGGGAUUGGUAAAUUCCCAUGCUGUAGUUGGGGGGGGGGGUUGCAGGGCGUCCAUGGGGAGAAAUCAUAAAAAUGAAGAUGAUGGCUGCAAACGUGCAAUCAAGCCACCAUCUUGACUUUUUUGACCCUUGCCUUGGGAGAACCCCCCGGUGAUUGGUUGUUGGUGAAAGGGUCAUUCCUCUGGUGAAUGUGAUUACUAUUACGAUUAUUGUUGCUUAUGGUCUAUGUGGUUUUUAAACAAAAUGUUCUAAUCUCUUGUUACUGUGUUGCCGUGUAAGCUGCUUAGAGUCGUCCAUGACUGAAGGGACCUGUAAAGCUAAGUAAAUAAAUAAGUGAAAUAAAUAAAAACAACCAACCUUG
This is a messenger RNA of Python bivittatus (Burmese python), 7811 nucleotides long. RefSeq names its product EH domain containing 2 (gene EHD2). Gene Ontology annotation, molecular function: calcium ion binding; protein binding; GTP binding. Gene Ontology annotation, biological process: endosomal transport; endocytosis. Gene Ontology annotation, cellular component: cytoplasm; plasma membrane. The record is from RefSeq and is a predicted model, not a curated record. NCBI's taxonomy places the organism in Eukaryota, Metazoa, Chordata, Lepidosauria, Squamata, Pythonidae.